AUGAAUAUGGUGAAGAGGAUCAUGGGCCGGCCACGGCAGGAGGAGUGUAGCCCCCAGGAUAAUGCGCUGGGCUUGAUGCAUCUGCGUCGCCUCUUCACAGAGCUCUGUCAUCCUCCACGGCACAUGACCCAGAAAGAACAAGAAGAAAAACUUUACAUGAUGUUGCCGGUUUUUAACAGGGUGUUUGGAAAUGCUCCUCCAAGUACAAUGACAGAAAAAUUUUCUGACCUGCUGCAGUUUACCACUCAAGUGUCACGAUUGAUGGUGACUGAAAUUCGACGGAGAGCAUCAAAUAAGUCCACAGAGGCUGCAAGUCGUGCCAUAGUCCAGUUUCUGGAGGUCAAUCAAAGUGAAGAAGCAAGUAGAGGUUGGAUGCUGCUUACCACAAUCAAUUUACUAGCUUCAUCAGGACAGAAAACUGUGGACUGCAUGACUACAAUGUCAGUGCCUUCCACACUUGUUAAAUGUCUAUAUCUGUUUUUUGACCUUCCACAUGUGCCUGAGGUAGUUGGAGGAGCACAGAAUGAACUACCUCUCGCAGAGCGCCGAGCGCUACUACAGAAAGUCUUUGUACAGAUCCUAGUAAAAUUGUGCAGUUUCGUGUCCCCGGCGGAAGAACUGGCUCAAAAGGAUGAUCUUCAGCUUCUAUUCAGUGCAAUAACCUCAUGGUGCCCUCCCUAUAAUCUGCCUUGGAGGAAGAGUGCAGGGGAAGUACUAAUGACCAUAUCGCGUCACGGCCUUAGUGUCAAUGUAGUGAAAUACAUUCACGAAAAGGAAUGUUUGUCCACAUGUGUUCAGAACAUGCAGCAGUCCGAUGACCUUUCUCCCCUAGAAAUAGUUGAGAUGUUUGCUGGACUUUCUUGUUUUCUCAAAGACUCCAGUGAUGUAUCCCAAACGUUGUUGGAUGAUUUUAGGAUAUGGCAAGGAUACAACUUCCUCUGUGACCUCCUCCUCAGAUUAGAACAGGCAAAAGAGGCUGAAUCUAAGGAUGCUUUGAAGGACUUAGUUAAUUUGAUAACUUCCUUAACAACAUAUGGUGUCAAUGAAUUAAAGCCAGCUGGUGUUACCACUGGAGUACCUUUCCUACUACCUGGAUUUGCGGUCCCACAGCCUGCAGGCAAAGGUCACAGUGUGAGGAAUAUUCAAGCAUUUUCGGUCCUCCAGAAUGCAUUUUUGAGAGCAAAAACCAGCUAUCUAGCACAAAUCAUCCUUGAUGCCAUCACAAAUAUUUAUAUGGCAGACAAUGCCAACUACUUCAUUUUGGAAUCGCAGCACACAUUGUCUCAGUUUGCAGAGAAAAUUCCUAAGCUUCCAGAAGUGCAGACCAAAUACUUUGAGAUGCUGGAAUUUGUUGUCUUCAGCUUGAAUUACAUACCCUGUAAAGAACUGAUCAGUGUGAGCAUCCUUUUAAAAUCCAGCGCUUCAUUUCAGUGUAGCAUCAUUGCCACGAAGACACUCCUUAAGUUCACCCGUCACGACUACAUUUUUAAGGAUGUGUUCAGGGAAGUGGGUCUUCUGGAGGUGAUGGUAAAUCUUCUUCAUAAAUAUGCAGCCCUUCUGAAAGAUCCCACUCAAGCACUGAAUGAUCAAGGGGAUUCAAGAAAUAGUUCAUUUGAGGACCAAAAGCAACUGGCUUUAUUGGUUAUGGAGACCUUGACAGUACUACUACAAGGAUCAAACACAAAUGCAGGUAUUUUCAGGGAGUUUGGUGGUGCGAGGUGUGUGCACAACAUAGUAAAGUAUCCCCAGUGCCGACAACAUGCCCUGAUGAUCAUCCAGCAGUUGGUGUUAUCACCUAGUGGAGAAGAUGAUAUGGGCACUUUGUUGGGACUUAUGCACUCAGCUCCACCUACGGAACUGCAGCUGAAAACGGACAUCUUAAGGGCCCUCCUCUCAGUGCUGAGAGAAAGUCACCGCACAAGAACUGUUUUUAGAAAAGUUGGUGGAUUUGUGUAUGUCACAUCUUUACUCGUUGCUAUGGAAAGAUCUUUGUGCUCGCCACCGAAGAAUGGCUGGGAGAAAGUAAACCAGAAUCAAGUGUUUGAACUGCUUCACACUGUGUUCUGCACAUUGACUGCAGCAAUGCGCUACGAGCCAGCCAACUCUCAUUUCUUCAAAACAGAGAUCCAGUAUGAAAAACUGGCAGAUGCUGUUCGAUUACUUGGCUGCUUCUCAGACUUGAGAAAAAUAAGCCCCUUGAAUGUCUUCCCUUCAAAUACACAACUAUUUCAAAGACUUUUGGAGGAUGACCUAAUAUCCCUGGAUUCUGUGUCACCUACACUAAGACACUGCAGCAAACUUUUUAUUUACCUCUACAAGGUAGCAACAGAUUCUUUUGACAGUCGUGCAGAACAGAUCCCUCCUUGCCUGACAAAUGAGACUUCUCUCCCCUCUCCCUGGGGUACGCCAGCUUUGUCCAGGAAAAGGCAUGCAUAUCACUCUGUUUCAACACCUCCUGUUUGCCCUCAAAAAAACAUAGCUGAUGUGAAACUCCAAACAGGAUCCACAUCCGUACAAAGCUCUGAUGCGGUCAUUAUCCACCCUGGUGCUAUGCUCGCGAUGCUGGAUCUUCUGGCCUCUGUUGGAUCAGCUACACACCCAGAGCAUGCGCUGGAUCUCCAGCUGGCAGUGGCCAAUAUCCUGCAAUCUCUAGUGCAUACCGAGAGAAACCAGCAAGUCAUGUGUGAAGCCGGGCUCCAUGCACGACUUCUACAAAGAUGUAGCGCUGCUCUGGCUGAUGAGGACCACUCGCUGCAUCCGCCACUCCAAAGGAUGUUUGAAAGGCUGGCCUCCCAGGCUCUGCAGCCGAUGGUGUUGAGGGAAUUUUUACGCUUGGGAAAUCCUUUGAAUUGUGGAGCUUGGGACAAAAAGCUGUUGAAACAGUACCGAGUGCACAAACCCAGCUCACUGAGUUUUGAACCGGAAAUGAGAAGUAGCAUGGUUACCUCAAUGGAAGGUCUGGGUUCUGACAGCGUCUUCGGUUUGCAUGAAGACAGCCACUAUCGGAUAAGCAAGAGCCUGCUCAAGCCAGCAGAAGGGAGCACAGUACCCCUGACGAGAGUGAAGUGUUUGGUUUCCAUGACAACCCCACAUGAUAUCAGGCUUCACGGAUCAUCAGUUACACCAGCAUUCAUUGAGUUUGACACGUCUCUUGAAGGGUUCGGCUGCCUGUUUUUGCCAAGUUUGGCGCCCCAUAAUGCACCUACAACUAAUGCUGUUACCACAGGACUUAUUGAUGGUGCAGUUGUCAGUGGAAUGGGAACUGGUGAAAGAUUUUUCCCACCGCCAUCUGGUUUAAGCUACUCAACUUGGUUUUGUAUUGAACAUUUUAGUACGCCUCCUAAUAACCAUCCUGUGAGACUUCUUACUGUAGUGAGGCGUGCAAACUCCUCGGAGCAGCAUUAUGUAUGCCUUGCCAUUGUUCUCUCAGCAAAAGACCGGUCACUGAUUGUUUCAACUAAAGAAGAAUUGCUUCAAAAUUAUGUUGAUGACUUCAGUGAGGAAUCGUCAUUUUAUGAAAUUCUUCCCUGUUGUGCCCGUUUCCGUUGUGGUGACCUCAUUGUGGAAGGCCAGUGGCAUCACCUAGUUCUGGUCAUGAGUAAAGGCAUGCUAAAGAACAGCACAGCUGCGCUCUACCUUGAUGGACAGCUUGUCAACACUGUUAAGCUUCACUAUAUUCAUAGUAGUCCUAGUGGGUCUGGUUCUGCCAAUCCACCUGUAGUCAGCACUGUUUAUGCCUAUAUUGGCACGCCACCUGCACAGCGCCAGCUCUCUUCAUUAGUGUGGCGUUUGGGCCCUACGCAUUUCCUGGAGGAAGUUUUGCCUGCCCCGGGUGUUAGCACCAUUUUUGAACUGGGACCAAAUUAUGUUGGAAGUUUUCAAGCAGUAUAUAUACCAUGCAAAGAUUCCAAGUCUGAAGGCAUCAACCCAUCUCCAGUAUCUUUGGUACCAGAAGAGAAGGUUUCUUUUGGUCUCUAUGCUCUGUCAGUUUCUUCAUUUACAGUGGCAAAAAUAAGGAAAGUUUACAACAAAUUGGAUAGUAAAGCUAUUGCCAAACAGCUGGCGAUUUCUUCUCAUGAAAAUGCCACACCCGUGAAGCUGCUACAUAACUCAGCAGGGCAUUUGAAUGGACCAGCACGCUCCAUUGGUGCAGCUUUGAUAGGAUAUUUGGGAGUAAGAACAUUUGUCCCCAAGCCUGUUGCCACUACACUGCAGUACAUUGGUGGAGCUGCAGCUAUUCUGGGACUUGUAGCCAUGGCAUCAGAUGUAGAAGGGUUGUAUGCAGCUGUGAAGGCCUUGGUCUGUGUGGUAAAGAGCAAUCCACUAGCCAGCAAAGAAAUGGAAAGAAUCAAAGGUUAUCAGUUGUUGGCAAUGCUGUUAAAGAAGAAACGAUCCCUUCUGAACAGCCACAUACUCCAUCUGACCUUUUCCUUGGUGGGAACUGUCGAUAGCGGGCAUGAGACAUCCAUUAUUCCAAAUUCUGCUGCCUUCCAGGAUCUGCUCUGUGAUUUUGAAGUCUGGCUUCAUGCACCCUAUGAGCUUCAUCUGUCAUUAUUCGAGCACUUCAUCGAGCUUCUCACUGAGUCAAGUGAAGCGGCAAAGAAUGCUAAGUUAAUGAGGGAAUUCCAGCUCAUCCCAAGACUGCUCUUGACUCUUCGAGAUAUGUCUCUGUCCCAGCCUACUAUUGCUGCUAUUAGUAACGUGCUGAGCUUUUUGCUUCAAGGCUUCCCUAGCAGCUACGACUUGCUCAGGUUUGGACAGUUCAUCUCUUCCACUUUACCUACGUUUGCAGUCUGUGAGAAGUUUGUAGUCAUGGAAAUAAACAAUGAAGAAAAGCUUGACAGUGGAACAGAGGAUGAUUUUGGAGGACUUGUUUCAGCUAAUCUUAUUCUACUGCGGAACAGGCUUUUAGAUAUCCUUCUGAAACUUCUAUAUACAUCUAAAGAAAAAACGGCUGUUAAUUUGCAAGCUUGUGAAGAACUGGUCAAGACACUGGGUUUUGAUUGGAUUAUGAUGUUUAUGGAAGAACAUCUGCAUUCCACCACGGUCACAGCAGCCAUGCGAAUUCUUGUGGUCCUGUUGAGUAAUCAGUCCAUCCUUAUCAAAUUUAAGGAGGGUCUCAGUGGUGGAGGUUGGCUCGAUCAGACGGAUUCUGUCUUGACCAAUAAGAUUGGUACUGUGCUAGGGUUCAAUGUUGGCAGGAGCGCUGGUGGCAGAUCGACGGUCCGGGAGAUUAACCGGGAUGCUUGUCACUUCCCAGGCUUUCCUGUUCUGCAGUCCCUUCUCCCAAAGCACACUAAUGUACCUGCACUCUAUUUCCUCCUCAUGGCCCUUUUCCUGCAGCAGCCAGUCACUGAACUGCCCGAAAACCUGCAGGUCAGUGCACCUGUCAUCAGCAGCCGAUGUAAUCAGGGUUGCCAGUUUGAUUUAGACUCUAUUUGGACAUUCAUAUUUGGAGUUCCUGCCUCCUGUGGCACCGUUACCUCUUCAAUACACAAUGUAUGCACAGAAGCUGCCUUCUUGUUACUGGGAAUGCUGAGGAGCAUGCUGAAUUCUCCUUGGCAGUCGGAGGAAGAAGGCUCUUGGCUUCGAGAAUAUCCAGUCACCUUGAUGCAGUUCUUUCGAUAUUUGUAUCAUAACGUGCCGGACCUCAUUUCCUUGUGGAUGAGUCCAGAGUUCCUGUGUGCACUGGCAGCAACAGUGUUUCCUUUCAACAUACGACCUUACUCUGAGAUGGUCACGGAUCUUGAUGAUGAAGUUGGGUCCCCAGCUGAAGAGUUUAAAGCCUUUGCAGCUGAUUCUGGCAUGAACAGGAGCCAAUCGGAAUACUGCAAUGUUGGCACCAAGACAUACCUAACCAACCAUCCUGCCAAGAAGUUUGUAUUUGACUUCAUGCGUGUGCUGAUAAUUGAUAACUUAUGUCUCACACCAGCCAGCAAACAGACUCCACUGGUAGAUCUUCUGCUAGAGGCUUCCCCUGAAAGAUCAACACGAACACAGCAGAAGGAAUUUCAGACAUAUGUUUUGGAUGGAGUGAUGGACCACUUACUUGCAGCUGAUGUUUUAUUGGGUGAAGAUGCGUCUCUGCCUAUAACGAGUGGAGGAAGCUACCAAGUGCUGGUGAACAAUGUGUUUUAUUUUACACAGCGUGUGGUAGAUAAGCUUUGGCAGGGCAUGUUCAACAAAGAAUCCAAACUUCUUGUGGACUUCAUAAUCCAGCUCAUUGCACAGUCAAAAAGAAGAUCUCAGGGACUAUCGCUGGAUGCUAUUUAUCACUGCCUGAACAGGACCAUCUUGUAUCAGUUCUCAAGGCCGCACAAAACAGUUCCUCAGCAAGUGGCUCUCCUUGAUUCCCUAAGGGUCCUUACUGUGAACAGAAACUUAAUUUUGGGACCUGGAAAUCAUGAUCAAGAGUUCAUCAGCUGCCUAGCACACUGCUUGAUUAAUCUGCACGUGGGAAGCAAUGUUGAUGGGUUUGGACUGGAAGCAGAAGCCAGGAUGACAACUUGGCACAUUAUGAUCCCCUCUGAUAUAGAACCAGAUGGAGUCUACAAUCAAGAUGUCAGCGAAGGUCGCCAGCUUCUUUUAAAAGCCAUAAACAGAGUGUGGACAGAGCUGAUCCAUAGUAAAAAACAGGUUUUAGAAGAAGUUUUCAAAGUGACGCUACCUGUCAAUGAUCGUGGCCAAGUGGAUAUAACUGUUGCAAGACCUCUUAUUGAGGAAGCAAGUUUAAAGUGUUGGCAAAAUCAUUUGGCUCAUGAGAAGAAAUGCAUCAGUAGAGGGGAGGCUUUGGUUCCAACCACACAGUCCAAACUUUCACGAGUUAGCAGUGGGUUCGGACUCUCUAAACUAACUGGUUCCAGGAGAAAUCGCAAGGAGAGUGGGCUCAAUAAACACAACCUCUCUACGCAGGAAAUUUCCCAGUGGAUGUUUACUCACAUUGCAGUGGUUCGGGACCUGGUUGAUAUGCAAUAUAAGGAAUAUCAGGAGCGUCAGCAGAAUGCAUUAAAAUACGUGACAGAAGAGUGGUCUCAAAUUGAAUACGAGUUACUGCGAGAGCGAGGUUUGUGGGGUCCCCCCAUUGGCUCCCAUCUUGACAAGUGGAUGUUGGAGAUGACUGAGGGUCCCUGCAGAAUGAGGAAAAAGAUGGUGCGAAACGACAUGUUUUAUAUUCAGUAUCCCUACAUGCCUGAAGCUGAGCAAGAAACAAACUUGCUGUCUGACUUCUCAAGUAGACUCCCUGAGACAUCUGAUGAUACCAUUCCUCAAAAGAAACCAGCUCGUUACCGAAGAGCUAUAAGUUAUGACAGUAAGGAAUACUACAUGCGCCUGGCUUCUGGAAACCCUGCAGUUUUUCAGGAUGCUAUAGAAGAGAAUACAGUGGGUGAAACAACUCAGCAGGAGCCAGAACACGGGGAGGACACAAUUGCAAGAGUCAAAGGCCUGGUGAAGCCUCCCCUGAAACGAUCUCGCUCUGCUCCUGACGGAGGAGAUGAUGAGAACCAGGACCAGUCACAGGAUCAAAUUGUUGAGGGGAGUUCAAUUGAUGAAGAGGAGAAGACUGACAAUACAACUUUGCUUCGACUUCUUGAAGAAGGAGAGAAGAUUCAGCAUAUGUACCGCUGCGCUCGGGUUCAGGGCCUUGACACCAGUGAAGGGCUGCUUCUCUUUGGGAAAGAGCACUUCUAUGUCAUUGAUGGAUUUACCAUGACAGCCACUAGGGAAAUACGAGAUAUUGAGACACUGCCUCCAAAGAUGCAUGAACCAAUCAUACCUAGGGGAGCAAGGCAAGGUCCAAGUCAACUCAAAAGAACAUGCAGCAUUUUUGCUUAUGAAGAUAUCAAGGAAGUACAUAAAAGGAGAUACCUUUUGCAGCCAAUUGCAAUUGAAGUUUUCUCUGGAGAUGGACGGAACUAUCUUCUAGCUUUCCAAAAAGGGGUUAGAAACAAAGUUUAUCAAAGGUUUUUGGCUGUGGUGCCAUCUCUAACCGACAGUUCAGAGUCGGUGUCUGGGCAGAGACCAAACACCAGUGUAGAGCAAGGGUCUGGCUUGCUUAGCACUUUAGUGGGAGAGAAGUCUGUUACUCAAAGAUGGGAGAGAGGAGAAAUCAGUAACUUCCAGUACCUGAUGCACUUAAACACUCUGGCGGGCAGAUCCUAUAAUGAUCUCAUGCAGUACCCUGUCUUUCCCUGGAUCCUCGCAGACUAUGAUUCAGAGGAACUGGAUCUUACAAAUCCCAAGACGUUCAGAAACCUGGCCAAGCCCAUGGGAGCUCAAACAGAAGACAGGUUAGCCCAGUACAAGAAGCGAUACAAAGAUUGGGAAGAUCCCAAUGGGGAAACUCCAGCUUAUCACUAUGGGACACACUAUUCAUCAGCCAUGAUAGUGGCUUCCUAUCUUGUCCGGAUGGAGCCUUUUACUCAGAUUUUCUUACGGUUACAGGGCGGUCACUUUGACCUGGCAGACCGAAUGUUUCACAGCGUACGGGAGGCUUGGUAUUCAGCGUCAAAGCACAACAUGGCAGACGUGAAGGAGCUCAUCCCAGAGUUCUUCUACCUCCCUGAGUUCCUACUCAAUUCCAACAAUUUUGACCUAGGGUGCAAACAAAAUGGCACUAAACUUGGCGAUGUAAUACUCCCCCCAUGGGCAAAAGGAGAUCCUCGUGAAUUUAUCAGAGUUCAUCGGGAGGCUCUGGAAUGUGACUUUGUGAGUGCACACCUGCAUGAGUGGAUUGACUUGAUCUUUGGCUAUAAACAGCAAGGUCCUGCUGCAGUAGAAGCUGUAAAUGUCUUUCACCAUCUCUUCUAUGAGGGACAAGUGGACAUAUAUAACAUCAAUGAUCCUUUAAAAGAGACAGCUACCAUAGGAUUCAUUAAUAACUUUGGACAGAUACCAAAGCAGCUCUUUAAAAAACCACACCCACCAAAGCGUGUUAGAAGCCGACUGAAUGGAGAGACUGUGGGAACCUCUGUGCCCCCUGGUUCCACAAGUGACAAGAUUUUUUUCCAUCAUUUGGACAACCUGCGGCCAUCUCUUGCUCCAGUGAAAGAGCUCAAGGAGCCUGUGGGACAGAUCGUAUGUACUGAUAAAGGCAUUCUGGCAGUAGAACAGAAUAAGGUUCUCAUCCCACCUACAUGGAAUAAAACUUUUGCGUGGGGCUAUGCAGACCUCAGCUGUAGACUGGGUACCUACGAGUCGGACAAGGCAGUCAUUGUUUACGAAUGUUUGUCAGAAUGGGGUCAGAUACUGUGUGCCAUUUGCCCCAACCCCAAACUAGUUAUCACUGGAGGAACAAGCACAGCGGUCUGUGUGUGGGAAAUGGGCAUCUCCAAAGAGAAAGCUAAAGCCCUCACACUGAAACAGGCGUUACUGGGUCAUACGGAUACUGUCACCUGCUUAACAGCAUCGCUAGCUUAUCACAUAAUUGUGAGUGGAUCACGGGAUCGCACCUGCAUCAUCUGGGAUUUGAAUAAACUCUCUUUUCUAACACAGCUUCGAGGUCACAGGGCUCCAGUUUCAGCACUCUGUAUAAAUGAAUUAACGGGGGAUAUUGUAUCAUGUGCUGGCACUUAUAUCCAUGUAUGGAGCAUUAAUGGCAGCCCUACAGCAAGUGUAAACACUUUCACUGGCCGAAGCCAGCAAAUAAUGUGUUGCUUUGUGUCAGAGAUGAAUGAGUGGGAUACCCAGAAUGUCAUAGUAACGGGACAUUCGGAUGGAGUUGUCCGGUUCUGGCGGAUGGAGUUUUUGCAAGUACCAGAAACACCAGCUCCAGAGCCUGUGGAGAUGCUGGAAAUGCAAGAGGACUGUCAGGAAGCACAAAUAGGGCAGGAAGCCCACGAAGAGGACAGCAGUGACUCCGAGGCAGACGAUGCAUGUAUAGGCCAGGACACGAAACUGCAGGAGAGCCAGAGUCAACCAAGCAGCACCAGCCACAGGCCUAGGUCAUCGUCAAACAGAGCAGCAGCAGCAUGGUCAGCAGACAGCGGCUCUGAUGACUCCAGGCGUUGGUCAGACCAGCUCAGCUUGGAUGAGAAAGAUGGCUUUAUCUUUGUGAAUUAUUCUGAGGGACAAGCAAAAAUGCACCCCCAUGCUCAGGUUAACCACCCGCACCCCAGCUACGCUGAAGCACGGCACUACAGCAAGCUUAAACCAGGAUACAGAUGGGAGCGUCAGUUGGUGUUUAGAAGCAAACUAACUAUGCACACAGCAUUUGAUCGCAAAGACAACGCACAUCCAGCAGAAAUCACUGCACUCGGCAUCUCUAAGGAUCACAGCAGAAUUCUUAUUGGGGAUGGUCGAGGCAGAGUGUUCAGCUGGUCCGUAAGCGAUCAGCCUGGCCGAUCUGCAGCUGAUCACUGGGUGAAGGACGAGGGGGGAGACAGCUGUUCAGGCUGCGCAGUCCGUUUUUCACUCACUGAGAGGCGUCACCAUUGCAGGAACUGUGGACAGCUCUUCUGCCAGAAGUGCAGUAGGUUUCAGUCUGAAAUCAAGCGUCUGAAGAUUUCGUCACCAGUCAGAGUCUGCCAGAACUGCUUCUACAACCUGCAGCAUGAGCGGGGUUCAGAGGAGGGGCCCAGAAAUUGAUGGGGUCCUGGCAAACGGAGACCCCAUCCAGCCUCACCGUGGGAGAGUAUCAUGCAGUGAUCAGAAGGGAUUAGAAUAUUGUCUGUUUACACUUAAGUUUAUACUGAGUUUUAAGCACUAAAAGCAAAAAGGGAUCAUUGAAUUGAUUUGUGUUGACAGAAGCUAAAUGAGGCUAACAGCAUAAUUAAGUGAAGAGCAAAGCCCAGGAAGACAUGAUUAAUAACCACAAAUCCAAUAGAACUGUCAACCCCUAAACCUAUGUUGACGUGGCUAUCGAGAAAAUCCUCACUUAUUCUAAACACCCGUUCUUGUCUUGUUUUUGUAGAGCUAGUCAUCUUUAUCGGGGGGAGGGAGAGGGGAAGGCUUUUUAGAAGAUAGUUGUAAAUCUGCCUUCUUCGCAAGCAACUGUGUAUAUUGUAAAUAGGUAUAAUGGCCUUUUUAUCUAAAUAUGAACUUAACUGCCUGUUACAUGGGACUUCAGAUUAACCACUAUACUUUGUGUGGCAUCUUUAUCUCAUCUAUCAAUUUAAAUACGAAUGUUUAAAA
Molecule: messenger RNA, 11130 nt
Organism: Charadrius vociferus (killdeer)
Lineage: Eukaryota; Metazoa; Chordata; Aves; Charadriiformes; Charadriidae
Gene: WDFY3
Product: WD repeat and FYVE domain containing 3
Exons: 65
Coding region: 1-10584 (3527 amino acids)
Molecular function (GO): metal ion binding; protein binding
Source: RefSeq, a predicted model, not a curated record